UGUUUGUUUGUUUUAUUUUUCCCUUUUUCCCCCCAUUUUAGGCGUCCGUAGCUUAGCUGGGGGGCGUAGAGAGUACGGAAUUCAGUUUCGUCUCCCUACUUCCUGCAGUGUGGACCGCGCUCAUCCACCUCCAGCGGUAUCAUAUCCUCCCAGUUACAAGAAGACUCCACCUCCUGUGCCCCCGCGCACCACCACCAAGCCUCUUAUCUCUGUGACAGCCCAGAGCAGUACAGAGUCCACCCAAGAUGCCUACCAGGAGGGCAGGCACCCACGGGGCGGUCUGUGGACCACGGAUAGCCUCGGCCGUCCAAUCUUCAGCUCCAUGGACAGCCUGGACAGCACCAAGGCGGUCACCAUGGCCAUGGAGUCAGCAGCAGGCAAGAGGCAUGCAUCUUUGGGCAGCCACAGCUCCGUCCAGACAUGCGACAAAGCAGUGCUGGUGUCCAAGGCCGAGGAGUACCUCAAAACCCCACGUUCCUCUAUCGGGAUACAGGUGGAAGCUGUGACAGACUCUGAGACUGAAAGUAAAGGCCUUCCUCAGUUCCAUUCUAUAGGAAUCCAGGUGGAGGAUCACAAACGGCACGGGAGGUUCAAGCGCUCCAACAGUGUGACCACUGCAGUACAAGCUGACAUGGAGUUGGAGGGCUUUCCCUCCAUGGAGGACAAGGGCCUGCAGUUUGGUGGCGGCUUCGGUCGCCACUCCGAGCCCAGCACGCCCACGCAGUAUGGGGCCAUCCGUACGGUGCGCACACAGGGCUUGUUUAGUUACAGGGAGGACUACCGACCUUCCAGCGGGCCCCCCAGCCCGCAGCCUGAAGCAUGGCUGGUUGAACCGAGUCUGGAGAGCACCGAAUCGGGCCGCGUGUCCCCCAUUCGCAGGGACGGCAGCUGGUUCAUGCAGCUCCUUCACAAUGAAACCAAGCGGCUGGAGGGAUGGUGCAAAGAGAUGGAGAGAGAAGCGGAGGAGCAUGACCUGACGGAGGAGAUCCUAGGAAAAAUCCGGAGUGCAGUGGGAAGUGCUCAGUUACUAAUGUCUCAAAAGUUUCAGCAGUUUUACUGGCUAUGUCAGCAGAAUCUGGACCCCAGUGCCAUGCCCAGACCCACAUCUCAGGACCUGGCUGGAUUCUGGGACCUCUUGCAGCUUUCCAUCGAUGACGUCACUGCCAAGUUUGAUGAGCUGCAGCAGAUCAAGAGCAACCAGUGGCGGCUGGUGGAGAGCCCAGAGAAGAAGGAGCGGAAGUGGCCACCGCCUCUGCCAAAGCGGCCGUCCAAGGGGCGUGGCAGCAUAAUGCGAGAGCGCUCUCUGGACCUUCAGGACCGCCAGCGACAGGAAGCCCGCAGACGCCUCAUGGCUGCAAAACGAGCAGCUUCUUUCAGACAGAACUCAGCCACAGAGAGGGCCGACAGCAUCGAGAUCUACAUCCCUGAAGCCCAGACGAGGCUUUGAGGUCCACGGAUUCAUCCUUAGCUCCUCUUGUACCACCUCCACCCAACACCAGCUCUUGGCGUCACGUCAUGUCCAGCCUGCUGUCAUCAUCUGUCACCGCUCGUCCACGUUUUCAUCAUCUGUCGCCAUUCUCUGGGCUGUCCUUUACUGAAGCUACACUAGGCAAGGGUUGUAAAUGAAUCAUUUUUCUAUUAGCUUAAAAGACAAUAGGGAACAACACCCCAUCUUCAGGUGAGUCAGGUGUGGACGGCCGUUUUCUCAAAGAAAGUAAUGCAGUUCAAAACUGAGAAAACUGGACACACCAGCGUUAGACCUUUAGCCUCUUUCCCUUUUGGUAAACUGAUUAAAGAACUGACCCCAGGCCAGCUGAAUUGGUAAGCCACUAACGUGAAGUUGCCCAGUGUAGCUUUAAAUCCAUAAGGUUCUGCACAACGAGAAUGAGCCCCAAAAUAUACAUUUCGCCUGGUAUUUAUUUCAGCAACAUAAAUUCAAGUCAGUGAUUCAUUUGGUCAUAGCCAUUACUGUUAAAACUCACCAUGGUUGCCAUUACCCCACUGUGAGUAAUGGUAAUGCUAUACUCGCCACAUUCAAAUGGAAACACAAAGUGCAACUUUUCUAGAGUUUCUCACCAGCAACAAUGGUCUUGGGUGAAAGCACCCUGUGUGAAGGGACAGCGGCAGCGGAAAUUGAGGUUUUUCACAGUGAUGUAUAUUUGCAAGAAAAUAAAUAUUUUAAAAAAGUAGAUUAUUAUUGUUUAACAGCUGGAAAGAAUACAAACUAGGGCUGUAUCUAUAGCAGAUUUUUACUCCGCGCUUAUUGUGUGACCGAAAGGAUUUGAGAUAACAAAUACUGUUGUAAUAUGAUUAGAAAAUUUUAAAAAUAAAUGAAUGAAUGAAUGAAUGAAUGAAUGAAUAAAUAAAUAAAUAAAUAAAUAAAUAAAUAAUGUUAUCAGUUAAAUAUAUUAAGUAUAAUUAACUUUCUUUAUUGUGUUUUUUUUUGGCAAAUUAACUCAAAAUAUAAAAAAGAACAAUUACAUUUAAUGUAUAGUGACAAAAGUGACUUUAUGAAUAUAAGAUAAUUUCCACUAUAUUAUCAUUUGUGUAUUAUUAACAUGUCAUAGUCAUGAACCCUUAUACAAGGAAAAUAAAUAUUUUUGAUGAGAUUCAAACUUGUUCAAACCCCUUGCCUUUUCUGUGACGGUGGCUAAAACCUGGUACCUCGGUUGAUCGAUUUCCUGACAGUUUGUGGUUGAAAAGUCAAAGUGUGACAGUAUAAAAAUGUUCGACAGCGUGUCUGAGGUGCUGCACAACUCUAUCACCCAUCCAUCUUUGACCAGGCAUGCUGCAGCUGCUGACCAGUGUUGCUGAGUGAGAUCUGAAAAUAAGGCUGAAAAAAUCCUCGACCACCAUUUCAGCAUUUACCCAUCCCCAUUCACGCAGUCCCAUGCCCUCUUUAGGACUAUACAUUUUUAAAGCUAUGUACGUUAUUUGCUGCUGGAUACAUUUCCAUUGCAGAACAAAUAUGAAUUAUUAACAAAAAGACAGUUUUGCGCAGCCUGGAAGAGGUGACUGUAUCGAACAAUGCAUUUUGCACCUUAUAAUAUUCAUGUUUGUAUUUCCAAGGGAAAUGUAGUUUAUGAAGCUCAUGUGAUAUUGUUGCAGUUGAAUUGCAAGGACAGAUAUGGAAAAUUUACUACAGAAU
Messenger RNA from Centropristis striata (black sea bass), 3148 nucleotides. Its product is annotated as disks large-associated protein 2. Gene Ontology annotation, cellular component: postsynaptic specialization; glutamatergic synapse. Gene Ontology annotation, biological process: signaling. Gene Ontology annotation, molecular function: molecular adaptor activity. Bases 323 to 1447 code for a protein of 374 amino acids. The transcript has 8 exons. Lineage: Eukaryota; Metazoa; Chordata; Actinopteri; Perciformes; Serranidae. The record is from RefSeq and is a predicted model, not a curated record.